UGCCAAGUUGUUGCACCAUCACGACCGUCGCGGCAUCAUGGUGUGGUGGUAUGGCCCAUGCGCUGCAUGGAGCUGCUGCGCGUCCAUGAGCUGCAAAGAUGACGCGACGUCCAUCUACGAGUUAUCCGAAUUGAUCAGCGCGGGAGAAGGGACAGAUGGGCAUCAAGUGUAUCGCGCGACACAUCGGGAAACGGGCGACGUCGUGGCGCUCAAGGUCCUUCCUCGGUCGUUCCUUACAGAUUCCAAACAGCGCAGGCACAUGCGGCGGGAGAUUCAUGUCCUGACCAAGUUGAAUCACCCAAACGUCGUGCGGCUCUACGACGUGUACGAAUCCUCCAACACCGUCGAGAUUGCGUUUGAACUGGCGCAGGGUGGCCAAGUGCUUCGACGCGUGCUGGAACCGCACGCUUCGGUGUUCGUCUUGUCCGAAGCCGAGCUCAGUCAUGCGUUUGCCGACAUUGUUCAGGGACUAAUCUACCUCCAUGCCCUGGGUUGGGUCCAUGGAGACAUUCGGCCAGAACAUAUCUUGUACAGCGAAAUCGAUGGCGCGUCCAAGGCCAUGCUCGUCGACUUUGGGUGCGCUGGCCCGCCCGCGACCUUUGCCGAGUCGCUGUAUCGAGAAAGGGGGCCGUCCGACCCUCGGUUCUUGCCCCCGUGGCUUCGACAGCGCAACCCCACCGCGCUUGCCGUGUUUCCGUCUUUCAACCAUGCAGCUCACGUCGAUCUGUGGGCGCUUGGCGUGUGUCUCUAUGUCAUGUUGUUUGCUCAAUUCCCCGACACAAGUUCCGUUCACUCACCGACGCUCACGUUUCCACCAGAGUUUGGCCACGUGAGUCGCGCCGCACGCGACCUCCUCACGCGUGUGCUCACGUCGGCCCCUCGCGACAACCUUACGUACGUGCAGCGUGUGCCGUCCAGCGAUAUCACGUCGAUGCGUCAUGUGGAGGGCAGGGCAGAUGAACUCGCCGACCACCCAUGGCUGCACCAACCAUCGGUGGGUCCUGCCAUGACAAAACAUGCAUGCAACCCCGGUCUAGGUGGCGCCUCGCUGUCGGUGGAACCCGUACAUUUUGGCAUUGCACGAGCAAUUUGUGCAAAAUUACAGCAACACGGGCAAUCGUCAUGCCUCCGACAAGACUCGCAUGCCUACGUCGUGCUCCCCUCCAGACGCAUCAGACAAACCUCGGCCGUCAUGGGUCUCCACCGAUGGCGUCCUCGUUCUUGACAGCCUCGCCAUGCACAGCGCCGACGCCUUCAUGCACCAAGCAGACAUGGAAAUGCUCGACACCAUCCGGCGAUCCGAAGACAUACCUCUAACGGAGGAAGAAACCGAGGCGGCGAAAAGCGAUCGUGGUUGGCGGCUCAUGUGGAAAGGCUUGGGACUGAGCAGCACCGCGCCGUCGUCCGGUCAAACGUCCAGAAUAUCUCCGUCACCACCGUAUGGAUCAGUGCAGUCGCCAUAGCGAACGAUACAGAAACAAAUUGCCGCGCAGCAUUGGUGUGGCUGACCGUUGGCAUCCGAUGGCGACAGGAGUGCCGAUACGGAUGGACUUGGAUCGUGCGUGGAGGUCCCUUGACCUUACAUCUCAC
Molecule: messenger RNA, 1590 nt
Organism: Aphanomyces invadans
Lineage: Eukaryota; Oomycota; Saprolegniomycetes; Saprolegniales; Verrucalvaceae
Product: CAMK protein kinase, variant 3
Exons: 9
Coding region: 38-1225 (395 amino acids)
Biological process (GO): intracellular signal transduction; protein phosphorylation
Cellular component (GO): cytoplasm
Molecular function (GO): ATP binding; protein serine/threonine kinase activity
Source: RefSeq, a predicted model, not a curated record